AUGGUCUCCCUCCAAUUGUCCAAUGUCCUUGGUGUUGGCACCUAUGGAAUGGUGCUGCGUGGACUGGAGACGAAGACGGGCACACACGUCGCAGUCAAAAAAUCCCGCGUCUCAACACGAGUAAAGCGAAGCCUUCUGAAGUACGAAGCCCAAAUAUUGCAUCUCCUCAGAGGGCAUCCUGCUAUCCCAGCGGUCCAUGCGUACGGCAGGUUUCCGCAUUUUGAGUACCUCGCUAUGGAGCUCGGUGGCGAGAGCAUCAAGACGCUAUCUCCAACCCCAAGCGGGACGCAGCUCAGGACUGUCGUCCUGCUCGCGAAACAACUGAUAUCCGCCCUUGAACAUAUUCACUCUCACGGAAUCCUUCAUCGAGAUAUUAAGCGAGACCACAUAUUGACAUCUCUCAGCGACCCCUGUCAAGUCAUCCUUGUCGAUUUCGGGAUAUCAUGCCCGCAAAAUGUUUUGCCGGAUCGUAAACGGUAUGACCCUGAGGCUGACCGCAAGCACAUCGUUGGUACGCUCAAGUGGGCAAGCUUGAACGCUCAUCGUGGAUUUAAUCUCUCUUGGCGCGACGACCUUGAAUCGCUAGCAUAUGUAUUCUUAUUCCUCUUACGCGGAAAUUUACCGUGGCAGGAAUUUGGGGAGUCCGGAACGCUGAUAGGUGACACAGCGCAGACACGGAUUAUUAAAUCCAGCUGGACAGGCAGUCAGUUGGCAGCUGGACACCCGUCUGUGUUUGGACAAAUCUUGGACGAUUCGAGAGCAAUGGGAUUUGAACAGAUGCCGGAUUAUGCUCGAUACAUGAGACAGCUUGAUGAGUUGUAUCACUCGUGCGGAUUCAGCGACGCCGACAAGUCAUUCGAUUGGUCCCCUGCCCCGUCUGUACCCGCGGCUGUUCUAGCUAAAUUUCCUGAUAGAAAAUUCGAGAGGACCACGACUUCCACCCCACAGCUCAUCCCCGGUCAGCUAGUUUCAGCCCGCUUAUUAGCUGGGCCCACAAUACUUGGAAUUGUGCCCAAGGACGAGCUCUGGGGUAUCGAGGAAUGUCACCAGAAGACAGCGCACUGCAAGUGGCGACCCGCUAUCGUUCUAGAAGCCGCCGCAGACGAUGAUGGCCAUCAGAGCAUCAAGCUAGCCGCUCUCGUGCGCAAUGCGGCCUUAGGUGGAGACUCCUCAGUUUCAAUUAAAACUGAGAGCAUUAAAGGCGUCGUUCCGUGGUCUUCGAGUCAGGAUAUGCACUGCUAUGUAUAUCCUGCGGCCAUAUCGUGCAUAGUUGGUGCUGUCGAGGGAGAUGUGAAGUACAGAGUUCAGGAGGACGUCCUGUCCACACUCCAAGAUUCGUUCGCUGCUUCCAAAAAGGACCAUCUCAGCACGGAAGACCGCAGUAUUCUCGAAAACAUUGAAGAGAACGACGACACUAACCCUCUUCUCGUGCACAUCAAGGCUCUCCAUCCCGACGACCCAGUCGACUGGACCUCUUCACGGGCUUGGCUCGACGAGAUCGCAUACAUUCACAAAGAGCGCGCAGCUGACAACGGGUACCCGUGGCCAGGCUCGACGGACGAUGACGAUGAGGAGGAGGAGGAGGAAUAUUCGAACAGUUAUUAUGCGGCUGAUAUCGCGGAUUGGGAUAAUAGGCAGCAGGAGAGAGAUAGGACGUUGACACUUGCUGGGCUGGAAGGUAAUCUAGCGGAGAUGGAGGUAGACAUACCGGUUAUAAAAGAGGUCGUUGGGCACCUGUACUCGGGAAACUGA
Fibroporia radiculosa is the source of this 1752-nucleotide messenger RNA. RefSeq lists its product as uncharacterized. Gene Ontology annotation, molecular function: ATP binding; protein serine/threonine kinase activity. The coding region runs from base 1 to 1752 and encodes 583 amino acids. The transcript is spliced from 6 exons. The record is from RefSeq and is a predicted model, not a curated record. Lineage: Eukaryota; Fungi; Basidiomycota; Agaricomycetes; Polyporales; Fibroporiaceae. Gene Ontology annotation, biological process: endocytosis; signal transduction; peptidyl-serine phosphorylation. Gene Ontology annotation, cellular component: nucleus; cytoplasm.